GGUCACCUCGCCGCCCUCCUCGCCCACCUAGGGACCGCCGAGGCCACCAGCACCGGCCCCGUGUCCUCCAGCGAGGUUGUCCCUGCGGGCUGGAACCUCUGCACCGUUGUCGGGGUGCUGCUGGGCUACCCGGCAGCGUACGCCUUCGCCAUGGAGGGGGGUGCUGAGAACUGCCUGGCGCUGACGCCACUGAGGGUGUUCACGGUCCAGGCCUCCUGCCCCAGGAUAAAGGACGGUCUCAGGGUCCAGAUCUAUUCCUUCAGCAUCCCGGAGAGCCUCUGCACGGAGCUGAAGGAGGUGCUGGAUGCCUGGUGUGAUGAGCUGAAGGAGGCCUUCAGCGCUCAGACUGACUUUGUAGAUCUCUGCAUUUCCAGCGAGGUGGUGUCUCUUCCAGCAGUUGCCUUGUAA
Molecule: messenger RNA, 408 nt
Organism: Antrostomus carolinensis (chuck-will's-widow)
Lineage: Eukaryota; Metazoa; Chordata; Aves; Caprimulgiformes; Caprimulgidae
Gene: CUNH1orf74
Product: chromosome unknown C1orf74 homolog
Exons: 1
Source: RefSeq, a predicted model, not a curated record